Messenger RNA from Vanessa tameamea, 3714 nucleotides. It is a transcript of the gene vap, whose product is annotated as ras GTPase-activating protein 1. The transcript has 20 exons. NCBI's taxonomy places the organism in Eukaryota, Metazoa, Arthropoda, Insecta, Lepidoptera, Nymphalidae. The record is from RefSeq and is a predicted model, not a curated record. Gene Ontology annotation, molecular function: protein binding. Bases 349 to 3147 code for a protein of 932 amino acids. Gene Ontology annotation, biological process: regulation of GTPase activity.
AAAAUUAAUCUAUUUUGUGACUUUUGUCUGAUUAUCGGACGGGCGUAUUGAUGUGUUCAAGGAUAGUAGAUUCUUUCUAUUAGAUUUCCUUUGGUCUUUUUGUAUAAUCAUUGAUUAAAAAGUAUUCAGUUUUUAUAACUAAAAACAUAACAUUACUUAUAUUAAUAUUGCUGUACUGAAUAAAUAUUAGGUCGUUUUCGUUACUUGGUGUCAUUUUAUUUUGUUUCUAUCAUAAACACAUAAAGAUAACUUAAAAUUGUUGUGUUACUGAUGUGAAUAAUGUAUGAAUCAUCUUAUUCCAAAUAACAAAUAUUAUUUAUUAAGAUUUUUUGGUGAUAAGUUAUAAAAAUGGCUGAUCUUAUUCGAGCAAUGGGAGCGCCGAUAGGACCCCCUAUAAAGGAUAAGUUGGGUUCACCGUCGACGGAAUCUGAAGAUGGUGGUGUCGAUAUUGGAGAGUUAGCGGCGGAUUUAGAGUUAGAUGAAGCUGAUGGGCCAAGUACUAAUGGUGACAGACAAGCUGUGCUAGCACCACCAGAAACUGAAUGGUAUCAUGGCCGUUUGGAUAGAUACACUUCUGAAGAAAGACUAUGGGCAGCAGGGAAGCAUGGUAGUUACUUGGUUCGUGAAAGUGAUCGCAAACCAGGAUCAUAUGUGUUAAGCUACUUGGGUCGCACGGGAAUUAAUCAUUUCAGAAUAACCGCCGUAUGCGGUGAUUACUACAUCGGGGGACGUCAAUUCGACUCCUUGACCGAAUUAGUAGGCUUUUAUAGUCACUGCUCGGAUCUGCUAAAACGCGAGCGAUUGGUCGAACCCGUGCCUCCUCCUGAACCAGUUAAUGACAAAAAGCGUGUGGUGGCCAUUUUACCGUACACCAAAAUGCCCGACACGGACGAGUUGACCUUCCAGAAGGGCGACAUAUUCUUCGUACAUAACGACAUGGGCGACGGCUGGUUGUGGGUCACCGCACACAGAACGGGGGAGCAAGGAAUGAUCUUCAGAGAGUUAGUCGAGGAUCUGGACCCGUCUAUUGAUCCGAACACCGUGUUCUCUUGGUUCCAUCCCAACUGCACCAAGAGUGAGGCUGUCGAUAUGCUCGUGAAAGCAGGUCCUGGCAGUUUCCUCGUCAGACCCUCGGAUAAUUCUCCCGGAGAUUACUCCUUGUUCUUCCACAUCAACAAUCAAAUCCAAAGAUUCAGAAUUGAGAAGAAGGGUGUAAGGUAUCUUAUGGGUGGACGGACGUUCGAAUGUCUCGAUGCUGUCAUCAAUAGAUACAGGAAGGAGCAGAUUGUGGAAGGACAUACGCUAGGGCAGCCUUUGAUCGCCGAAGGUCAUAUAAUAGAGCCACAACAGAACGCGACUGGUGCUGCGGCUGAGAAAAUAUACGCGACGCUCAGGGAAUGCAGGGAUCAGAUAGGUCUCAAAAAGAUGAAAGGCAUCAAACAUCAGGGCUACCUGCACAAGAAGUCGGACAAGGGCGCUAAGAAAUGGAAGGCCCUAUACUUCGUUCUUUUACAAGAGGGGACCGAUACACAUCUCUACUUCUACGAUUCUCCGAAACGAACAAAACCGAAGGGAUUAAUCGAUCUAUCCUGUGCGUACCUGUAUCAGGUGCACGAGUCGCUGUGGGAGCGCGAGUUCUGCUUCCAGCUGGUGGAGCGCGCGCUGCCGUGCCUGUCCACGCACACGUUCCUGGCGGCCGCCGCCGCGCACGAGCUGCGCGCCUGGCUCGACGCCCUGCGCCCGCUGUGUGUGCCACAGCAGGCGCGCCACCACUGCAAGGUGGCGCGCGUGGUGUGGCUGCGCGCGCUGCGCGUGCGCUGCGUGACGGCGCACCGGCUGCCGGCCCGCCUGGCGCCGCGCCCGCACCUGCGGCUGGCGCUGGGCGCGGCGCCCGUGGCGCGCACGCGCGCGCGGCCCUCGCCCGACCCGCACUGGGACGACGAGUUCGUCUUCGAUGAUGUACCGCCAGAUGUAACUUCGUUUACGAUUACGGUACAUAAUACCGGAAAGAGAGGAAAAGAGUCUGAAGUUGCGGAAUUAACGAUAGAAUUAGCAAACUUAGCUAAUGGUGAAGAAAUCGAAGAAUGGUAUCCACUCGCAGGCAUGACUCCUAUUGGAGAGUGGGGUUCUCUAAGACUUCGAAUAAGAUAUAUGCAAGAGUUGGUAAUGCCUCGCGAGGAAUACAACCCACUUCGUCAAUUACUUUUGGAACCAGGUCUACCAGCAGUGAAGGCCCUGGCUGAUCUAUGCCGUACUGAUAGACAACCUCUGGCGACAUCCGUGCUGCACGCGUUCUCGGAGUGCGGGCGCGGCGCGGAGCUGGCGCGCGAGCUGGCCACGGCCGAGGUGUCCCGCGAGCCCGACCACCGCGCCCUGCUGCGCGCCGCCUCGCUCGCCACCGCCGUGCUCGACGAGUUCAUGCACGCGCUCUGCAAGCCCUUCCUGCAGGCAGCUAUAGCUGAAACGGUGCAAAAACUAAUCGACGCGAAACAGUCAGCUGAAUUGAACCCAACGAAAAUGGACUCACCUGACGAUGCUUGCAAUAAUGCAGAAUUCCUGCUAAUGAUUCUCGAUCAGAUCACACUGUCAAUAUUCACGUCUCCGGAAGCGUGUCCGCGACCAGUUCGUUAUUUGUGCGGUUGCCUGCAACGAUCCGCCGUCACCAAGUGGCCUAAUGAAAGAUUUGUACGCACCCGAGUUGUAUCAGCGUUUAUAUUCCUGCGCCUGAUCUGCCCGGCGCUGGUGGAGCCGCGCGCGUGGGGCCUGGUCUCCGCCGCGCCGCCGCCGCACGCGCAGCGCUCGCUGCUGAUGGUCGCCAAGUGUCUGCAAAACCUCGCCAACCUCAUCGAGUUUGGAGCUAAGGAACCUUAUAUGGAAGUUGUGAAUCCAUUCAUUUUGAAGAACAAGGAACGAAUGGUUGUGUUCUUAGACCAAUUGAGUUCCGUGCAAGAUCCUGGUAAUACUCCGUCGAACUCCAAUAACAACUUUGAUAUCGCUAAAGAGUUAGCAACUAUCCACCACAUUUGCGUCUCACAUUUAACAGAGCUCCAAAACUUGUCUAAGACUCAACCAGCAAUAAGGAAGUUGGUAACAGUGACUGAAAUGCUUACCAAGCAUAAGCAUAAGUAUCUCGAAAUGAUCAGAUAGGAUACGCCUUCGAAAAAAACAGGGUAAAACACUAAUGGGACAGCGAUAGCAUUAGGCGAUUCUCCGCGCAGGACUGAAUCUUAGUCGUACAUGUGUAGUCAUCCUUAGCUUUAGCUUUGUCUUAGUUUAUUCAUAUGAAUACACAGAACAUCGUAGCCUUCUCGUGCCAAACAUGUAUUCGUCGUUUACUAUUUUAAAUAUUAUUUUGUUUAUGACAAACAUUUAUUUUAUUGCCUAUUUAGAGUAUUUAAGGCGCAAAUGGACAAAAUAGCUCUCUAGUAUUUAGGUCGUAUUUAUUCUUAGCGAUUAUUAUACGUUUAAAUAUUAUUUUAACUGGAAAAAGUUAUAUGACUAAAAUAUACAAACACUAAGAACCGCUUAUGUAAUUGGACAUAUUUCUUUAUGCAUCAUACAUUGUAUCAAGUUAUGUGGAGCAUCUCAAUAUGUUAUUAAUUUGUCAAUAUCAUAAUAAUCAAGCUCAUAUACUAUUCACAUAGUCUAAGAUCAGGAGGAGGCGAAGAACAACAAUAUGAUUAAAUUGAGUAGAAAUUACACAAUAUUAUUAAA